Amoebophrya sp. A120 is the source of this 7502-nucleotide messenger RNA. The record is from the annotation of a GenBank genome assembly. NCBI's taxonomy places the organism in Eukaryota, Dinophyceae, Syndiniales, Amoebophryaceae.
ACUCCCUCACCGGCGGGCGUCUGCGGCUGGUGCUUCGGAACGCCCGCUCGCUAAUUCUCAGGAUGGUCGACGCGGAAGCGCUGGACGCCGAGAACUUUGACGGGUACUUGUGUUUUCGGGUUCGCUGUCCACUGCACGAACAGAGCCUAUUCCGAUUCAAGGCGGCCAAGUCCAAAAGCGAAAAGGAAAGGCUUUCGGCGACGACCGCGACCACGCCGACGGCCCCGGAAGUUGACUUGCAACACCACAAGCACGACCUGCUUGCUGUCACUGGUGAUAAUGGGAAUAAAACAACUUUGAGGAAACGGAAUAAAAAGAAAACCACAGAACGAGAAAAUUCAGGAGACCAGCCUGGCCGUAAAGCCGCUUCCUUAUCUGCCCUUGAUCGUCACGAAAACGACGUGAAGAAGUUGAAGGCUGCUGCUGAGAUGGGAACAGCAAAAGGCGAGAGACUAGGACUCACGGAAGAUAAAAACAGAAGGUCAACAGAGCUAGCGUCGGACGAGUUUAUCAACCGCAAAAAUGUCUGGGUCUGGAAGAUUGCCAGGUUUGUCAUGCAUAUUUUGAAUGAUCCAUGAUGUCUGUGAUGCAUGCCCUAGCAUCACAGAUCCUUAGAGGACUUUGUGAUGCCUUUACCGCAUGAGAAAUGCCCUUUCCGCGUAGCACAAACUGGAGUCCUCGUGCUGGUCAUGCAAUACAAAGUUUUUUAGAAUCCAGGGACAGCAUUACAAGUUUAGAACCUUCCAGACCCAGACAUUUUUACAAUCCAUAGAGUUUUCUGCGCCGCCACAUCAGCUGGCAGAGCUGGCUAUCCCACAGAAAAAAGCUGGCAGGACAUAUUUGUAAUGCAAAAAUAAAUACACAGAAAAAUAUAUCAUGGGCGGCCUCAUAGCAUGCUGUUUAGGAUACGCAAUACAGAUUUCUUUGUGUCUUUAUGCAUUACAAAUGUGACCUGCCAGCUUUUUUCUGUGGGAUACUGGCGAGGCGAGUGCUGCUCACGCAACCGGCCAGCAUGAAGAAGUUCGGGUUCACAGGGUGGAUGUUAUCGAAAGUAGACGAGAGUCUUCUGGGUGACAAGUCCAAAUCCGCGGCGGAAAAGCUGUACGAAAUUUUUGGCGCAAGGUUUGACUUUUCGGAAUUCCCCCGUGUGGUCAUCGCUUCCAUCAAGAGCAGCACCUCAUCGGUGGACGAGAAAAAGCCUCCACCCGCUGUCAAAGGCGGCAAUGUGCCGGGCGACAUGCUUCUCCUGGCCUUCGACGAGAAAAUCACCCGCUUGAGUGACUGGACAUAUCGCAAGAAAAAACUGUUUCAUUGUAAAGUGUAAACUUGUAAUGCAGAAAAUGCAUCCGAAACGUGUUUGUCUUGCUACACAUGCAAGACAAUGGAUUUUUAGCUGUGUUUAUUUCCAUUGAUUAGGGAUCUCGCAUGGCAAAUUUUCUCUAUGAUGUAGAACGGACUUGUGAUGCAGAACUUGCAAAAUCCUUACACUUACAGUGAAAAACUUUUUUCGUACGAUAGGACGGUAGUACCGUCUGAAAAUUCGCCUGCAGCCCCUGCCACACCACGACCCGAUGGAGCACAAACGGCAAGCCAGGCAGACGAAAUUUUUGCUUUUUCCCCGGAGGAUGUUCUUGUCGCAAAGCUCACGGAGCAGCUCGCGUUGAAGAAGGCACUGGAGGAGGAAACCAAGCGCCAGCGGGAGAACCACGGCACGGAGCAGGAGGUAGACCUUUCGCAGCUGAGAAACCCGAAGCCGUUACGGUUUACCUUUCUGCGGCAGAAGUUUGCAAGCCGAUUCUUGCAGCUGGUCUGCAAGCCGGGAACGCCGCCCCUCGGCGUGGAGUGGGCCUUCGGCAAGUCCCGAAUCAAAAUCGGUAGAAUUGCCGACCGCAGUUGGGCCCGAGCUUGCGAGCUGGAGAAAGAGGAUGAAUUGCUGGCGAUCAACCACAAGUGCUGUUUUCCGAUCGCCGACAUGACUGCGGCAGAGAAGCAAGCCCUCGAAGUGAAGGUGAAAGAAGAAGCUGGCACUGCUGAGCGGGACCGGCCGGUGUACCUGCUUUUCUGCCGGACGAGCGCUGAUCCCUUUCCCUACACUGCCCGAAUAAAGAACCCACACGUUGUCCACCUUCAGCGCCGCAUUCCCCUCGAAUGGCAGGAGAGCAUCCACGCCAGCCUCCUCGCUCGCUCCCAAAACGCCUUUGGAGGAGAAAGUAGUCGUGAAAGAAGACGAAAACCAAAAGCAGACCCACGGACGACGAAUAGUAGUCCCACGAGCGCGAGGAACACCAGCCCCGAACAACCAGGACCGCACCUUUCUGCCAAUGGUGAAGAGAACAACAAGUCUCCAGGAUUUUUCAAGAGAAUGUUGCAGCCGUUUAUGUUUGCUCCAGAAGACGACGACGAGUCGGAUGCAGAAAAGAACCAGAACGAGAAGAGCAGCGACAAAAAAACAACCCCAGAGAAGAAAAGUAAAACCACCGACGCGCGAAGGAAGCAAGAAGACAACUUUCACACCGCAGAUGGCCCUCAGGGUCAGGCGGGCGAUAGUUUUACUGAAAAAAAGAAGCAAGAUGAAAACCAAAAACAAGGAGGACUACAGGCCAAACCGGCAGGAGCGAUCGCGGCGCCCAAACCAGAGCCACCGAAGUUACCGAUCCCGUGGUACCAGCAGACGAACUGGCUGGCCGUGAAGGUGUGUCGCACCCUGUACCUCACCGACCACCUUCGGCGCCGCAAGAGCGACCGCGCGACCCUGCGCGAGCUCGAGCGCCUGAUUCAGCAGUGGCGCAGUUGGGAGGAAAACCUCCAGGCCGGAGAACGGAGGCUGAUGAGUUUGGUCGACGCCGAGUCCCACGAUUGCAACAAAGCCUAUGGCGCGCUCAAACAUGAUUACAUUGAUGACUGUAAGUAGUACAUAUGAAGACUUGUCGUCACACAGAUGAAUAAGUAUCACCCUCCAGUGGAACUCCACACCAAUCAUCAAGAACAAGCUACUUUGCAUGACAAGUUCUCGACGGCGCACUGACUUUACAAUUCAUUGUAUGUAAAGCCACACGAAAUCUGUAUGUGCAAGACGCGCAAGCUCUUGUGUAUGUGUUAAUCCAUAUCCAGAUGCUCCGUACUAUAAUCCGUCCGCCUUCACUAUACUUUUGCAGUAAUGUUGCGUCACAAAGUCGCGCCGCAAGAGCAGCAAACAAGGUACUAUACGUGUGAGAGCGCCAUAGGGUGGAAUGGAAAAGCGAAGCGCGCGAGGCCGAGGGCAUGACUGCUGCCGACCGCCGCAGUCACACACUGAACGGCAGAACAACGGAAGACUUGAUCGUUGGCCUCCUGGCACGUAAAAAAACGCGGGAACACGCCUCGAAGAUGAAGGACGGCUUACAGCUGGCAGACGGCUACAGUAAUUUCCCAUUUAAUAUUUCCGUUCCGCAGUACACGGAGGAGGAGCGGGCUUUUAGUCAGGCAGAAAGGCUGAAGUUCCUGCCUGCGCUGAUACGCCAGGCAGCGCAAACGCCCACCGAGUUGCACCAGCUGGAUUUGCUUGCAACCGUCCCCGCACUCCACCGACGCGAUUUCGGCCUUGUUGGUUGGGUGGAGUGGAAUCUGGGCGGCCUCGAGGCCCUUGUCGGCGGCCAAGAACAAGCUGCAGACGCGGCUGCUGCUCGUCCGGGACAAAACGCCAAAGGCAAAGGGAAGAUAAACAUCAAGGGAACGAAUAAAUCAUCCACGAAUAAGGGAAAUAAAGCCAAGGUCAACGAAGGCCACCAGGUUGUUGUGAAGGGCAAAACGAAAAGCAAUUAUAAGAUUAAUAAAGGACCGUCGGUGGCCAUGGGGCUUCCGCGCGACCAGGAGGACGAUGUUUUCCUGAACAGAUUCGGCUUCGGCGUCAGUUGGACGCAAAAAUUCCCCCGCGUGGUGGUCACAAAAGUUUUGCCUGACUCGGUUGCGGCGGGGCGCGGACUGCAGCCCGGAGAUGUGUUGGUGAAAGCCAUGAACGCGGGUCUCACCGAGAUCCUUUCGUUCCCGGGCUCCACGCCGACAGAAACACUAUUGAAAAGGGCAGUAGCGAUCAAGAACCGAGCCGACAAUGACGCCAGCGACUUUGACGUUGACGACCCUUUUAGUGUUUCCGUUGCGGCAGGCGGGGCCGCGGGGGAAGCCGGCGCGCCACCUAAAAUUACUGAACACGCCGGCGGCUGCGAGUUUUUGUUCCUGCAAAACGAAUUCGAAUACGUGCAGCUGGGUGUGCAGAGCUUUUCCGAAUUUACAGAAUCAGUGACACUCCAAUCUCGCAGACGAGUAGACGAUGGCCGGACCACCACGGCCAGCACGACUGGUCGUGCUGCAAACAACACAGGUGGCCCCGCACGACCACCCUUGCAACAAGUACUUAUCCGGGAAAUCACACUGGGAAAGUGGGCCGACAGACACCACCUGCAGGCAGGGGAUGAGAUAGUGGCGGUCAACAAGCACUUUCUGCCGCUUGAAGUUAAUAAGACGCAGCUGAAGAACGACCGCCGCGAGUUGAAAAUGAAUACGCAAUCGACUGAAGAAGCCGAAGACGAUGAAAAUAACUCGGCGGCCCUCCCAAGCGCUCUGCUGGAGAAAUUUUUCCAUAAAAAAACUCCAACUGGUAGAAGUGCCGGUAAAGAAGACGAGGGACGCUUCAUAUUUCCAGAUGGAACCGUCGCGGAGGUGGAUCCGAGCGAGACUUGGAAUCAAAUUCUCGUUUAUCAAAUGUAAAAAUGUCUGGGUUUGGAAGAAUGCAACUUGUGAUGCUGCAUUUGGAUUCCAAAAAAAUCUGUAUUGCAUGACUACCAACGGGAAUGCAAUUUUUGCGACGCUGAGUAGAAGGCAUUUGUCAUGCGGAAUAGGCAUGAAGAAGCCCUCAAAAAAUCUGUAUUGCUAGGGUAUGCAUCACAGACAUCAUGGCUCAUGCACAACGUGCAUGACAAGUGUCAGAAUCUUCCAGACCCAGACAUUUUUACAUUUGAUAUCGUUCGCCGCAUCACAAGUUUGCCCGUCGGAGCAGCGCGAGACCUCACUGCCGAUAUCGCAGCGAGGAGUAUCCAGUUCAAAUAUGUCGGGGUCUGGAAAAGUGGAAAUUCCAAUUAUGCCAGAGAGAGCGGCACUAGGAAGUAGGCUGUUCAACAUCAAUUAUGACCAUUUUUCAUUGUCUUUGUCACAAGUUUCCAGGCCUCGAGGACAUAUUUGCAAAAAUGCAUAAGGAGCCUAAAGGAGCAACAGCGACAUCUCGUGGCUGAACUGAACGUCGCACAGCAGCAGGUCAAGCUUCCGCUACGCCAGGAAUGGAUUGAUGCCGAGGUGCAGAAGGAACGCAGGCUCCUAAAGGGAAAAAAGGGCAAGAAGAAGACCAGCGCCCGCACAGUCGAGAAGAGUUCUUCUUCUAAAACGUCGUGGCUGACCGGGUUGCGACGGUUUUUCGGGUUUUAUCCCGGCGAGCGAGAGACAGACGAGGACACUCAUCCCGACGAGGAACGCGUGAGCAUCCCCAUUUUCGCUUCCUCGGGCAUUUCUUAUCUACUGCAGCAAAAAAACCAGGGCGUAACGGAAACCGUGACGUCCCGCGCGGACGAAAGCAGAACGGAAAAAAUACGCGGCCCGAGAGCUGAAGAGGAGUCUGAGGGCGCAGGAGAUCCUGUUUUUGGAAACGGCCUUCGCCUUGACAGGCGCCACAGAACUGUUGGUGAUCAACGCCGUGUUGACUUCUUGCGAAUGCAAGACCAAGACGCCACGACCAACAAGUACGACUACAACAACACCGCUGGCGCGAAACGAAAACAGCAUCGAAACGAGGAAGCCACUACAUCACAGGAGAGCGUCGAAUUAUAUGGUGAAGAUGAGCUCGACCACGCAUGGCCUGUGUCAUCAGGAUCUUUUGAUGCAGGUCUCAACGCGUAUGCCACGACGGAUGUAACUAAGCAAGCCCGUGAUCGUGCGAAUGCCACAGCUCGCGUGCGAAGAUCUCAAGAACUUAAUCCACAGCAUGCGACAGAUAACCCACUUGCCCCGUUCCUUUUCCUGCCGGAGGUGGCGUUGGCCAAUUUGCAGCAAAUGGAGCAGUAUCGACUGCAAAUAUGUAUAUGUCUGGGUCGGAAAGAGUACAGAAGUUUGCCAUACAGUUUCGCGAUAGCCCAGAAGCUCUGGAAUACGGGGCCUUGCAUCACGAGUUUGGCAAGGUCCUUGCACUGCCUUUCAAGUUACCCAAAAAUGCAUAGCUUCAUCGUCUUCUUCUACUAUACUCAUGCGUGGCACAUUUUUGUGUGACUGACAGGGAGCACAUGAUGCUCACGCACUAUAAGUCUACUGCACCUCUAAUUGUAUUCCUGACCCAGACGUGUUUGCCAUGCAUAAUGAGCAAGAAGAGCAGGACGAUCAUAGAGACGCACAGGAGGUUGUGAAUGUAGUUGACGAGCAGGGCACGGUCGUUGUGGGUGAAGAGGUCGAGCAGCUGCAGCAAGAAGACCUGGCGAUGGAAUUGGCCGACUUUGAGAAGCUGGACCGCGAGGGGGAGCCCGCACCCUUCCUAUCCACAGCAUAAAUUGAAUUUAUAUCAUCUGGGUCUGGAAACUUGUAAUGCGGAACUGCGGACGAUAGACAUAGGCUUCCGCUUGUAUGAUUAACCGCAGUCACGCAUAACAACAAGUACCAUCUCUUCGCGACCAGACCCAGAGAUGCUUGUAGUUGAUAGUGACCGGCGGAGUACGAUUUCGACUACGGAUACUUCGUCCUGAAGGACGACCCGCGCCAGGCCGCGUGGGAUAUGGGAUUCUCAAACUUUAAAUUCUGAAUUGUUACAAGGAUUUGCCAUGCAAAAUUAACAUCAAUUGACAUUCACACAAUGAAGCUAGUACUUCGCAUAUACAAAUUUUUGAAUGGCUGCACAGCGUGUAGAUCUGUGCCGAAUUAUUUGUAAUGCUAGAAGUGCAAGCUCUCCCUUUCAAAGUUUGCUACUACUGCAGCAAAAACUCACGCAGCGCUUGAGAAUGUAACGCUUGAGAAUCCCAUAUGGGAGUUUGACCGCCUCGAUCGCUUGGAAACGGAAAAACUGAAACGCGUAUUCGAUUUCAAAAGCAUGCUGCAGCAGGCAAAAAGUGGAGCACCAGCGGCGCCAUCUCCAAGGGGAUGAUUACUUAGAUGCCCAAGUUGUAGCGCUGCCGCGUUCGAGACGCGCGGCAAGCGAGAAAAAUACCCAAAGAACAUGUGGGUGGCAAAUUGAAAUUCUGAAACUGGACGACGCCUGCUACCGGGCAGAUGUUCCGACGACACAAAGUUAGGACUUUUUGGAAGGACGGCAGCCAUUACUGCAGCAGCUAGUACUACAUCGAUAGUCAUAGUCACGUAGGAACGACUAACUUCAUCUCUGCCUCUGCAACCAAGGAAAAAGCUGUUGAGGUUGCUUUGUUCUCCGGCUUUUUGUGUCGUCGCCGUCGGGCAAUGGAGGUACGAGUUUGGUCGAAGAUCAAUGUCCGGCGGACAGG